AUGGCAUCCCCGGCUUACCGAAUACGACCGGCCCUCCUCAGUUGCGCUGCCACUGGCCGCCGGUCUAUGACCACCAAUGCAACGGACGCCGCUUCCAAACUUGUCGAGACCUUUGUUGGCAAAGAUGUCAUUCGCAAACAGGUCCUCGAUUCCAAUCAGCUCCAACGCCUCAGCUUGACCCUUAACCGUAAACAACUGCAUCCGGGGCAGGAUGUCUCCAUAGACGCCCCGGUGCAGGGAACGCCGCUACCACCAGGUUAUCACCUUGUCUAUUUCACCCCAGCAGGCGUCGAGAGCGAGCUAGGCAUGGACGGAACGGACAAAACUUUUAACGCUCCCGCACCGUUUACACGGCGGAUGUGGGCCGGGGGGAAGAUGCAGUUUCUCGAGGGGACUUCCCUCAAGGUUGGUGAGGAGGUCGAAGAGCGGACAAGGCUCAAGGCAGCGACGCCGAAGAAGAGUAGGAGUGGGGAUGAGAUGGUGCUGGUUGACGUCGAGAAGGAGUUUUGGGGUCAUGAUGGUUUGGUUGUCAAGGACCAAAGAUCAUGGAUCUUCCGCCCGGAGGUCAACGUCUCUCAAGCCGCAAAGACGGCACCACCGCGCAGCGACCGGCCGUUAGCUUUUGGACCCUCCACAAUCACCGACCUAAAAGGCGCAGACGGCAGCGCAGUCCGCCACCUUCGAUGGUCACCAGUUGGCCUCUUUCGUUUUUCCGCCCUGACCUUCAACGGCCACAUGAUUCACUACAACGAGCCCUGGACCAAGGACAUUGAACGCCACCCGGAUGUUGUGGUCCACGGGCCGUUGAACCUGAUCAACAUGCUCGACUACUGGCGAGACUUGUAUGGACACGAUGGUAGGGAAGUACGACAAGUUGGAUACAGGGCCAUGUCACCACUUUAUGCGGGUGACGAGUACACCAUUCGCACAGCGGCUAUUGGGAGUGACAAGAACUUUGAGAUCCUGGUAGAGAAGGGCGGUGCCGUCUGCAUGAAGGGUGAAAUCAUUGGCAGCUAG
Messenger RNA from Colletotrichum spaethianum, 1017 nucleotides. RefSeq names its product mesaconyl-C(4)-CoA hydratase. Gene Ontology annotation, molecular function: (3R)-hydroxyacyl-[acyl-carrier-protein] dehydratase activity. Gene Ontology annotation, cellular component: mitochondrion. The transcript is spliced from 2 exons. The coding region runs from base 1 to 1017 and encodes 338 amino acids. The record is from RefSeq and is a predicted model, not a curated record. Lineage: Eukaryota; Fungi; Ascomycota; Sordariomycetes; Glomerellales; Glomerellaceae.